UUAGCUGAAUUUCUAAGGGGUAACACUUAAAGCGGAUAAUGCAAAUCUUGAAGCGUUUGCUGGUUGGUGCUGCCCUAAUGGGCCUGGUAUGGGCUUUGCCCAUGGUUAGCCGAUUGGAGACAGAUCCUGAACUGACUGCCGGUUAUGUAGAAGGAGAUAUGGUCAUAGAUGCUAAGGCACGCAAUGGCUUGCGCAACGAAAGUCUACAAUGGCCCGAUGGCAUUGUGUACUACAAAUUUUUCCAGCAAUUAGAUGAGCCCCAUCACAAUCACAUUAUUCGUGGCAUGAAAAUCAUCGAGGAAGUUUCCUGCAUACGUUUCAAGGAAGCCACCCCUGAUAUUCAGCAUUAUGUGAAUAUUACCAGCCUUGUUGGAGGCUGCUUUUCCACGGUCGGUUAUCGCAGUAUUGGAGCCCAAUCCUACAAUCUAGAGGACUAUCCCCUGGAUCAGGGCUGCUUCCGUCUAGGCACUGUGGUGCAUGAGUUCUUACACACUUUGGGUUUCUAUCACAUGCAGAGUGCCGCCAAUCGUGAUGAGUAUGUCUUCAUCAAUGAGACCAACAUUCAAAGUAACUCCAUACACAACUUCAACAAGUAUAAUGAGACCGUCGUGGAUGAUUUCGAUGAGGAAUAUGAUUAUGGCAGUGUUUUGCAUUAUUCCGCCUAUGCCUUUUCCGCCAAUGGUGAGAUGACCAUUGUACCCCUCAAGGAAGAAGAAGCUUCUGGUAUUAUGGGACAACGUCGUGGCAUGAGCAAGAGCGAUAUAAAUAAAUUGAAUUUGAUGUACAAAUGCCCAGUUAAUGUGUGAGCUGCAAAACAAGUGAAUAAAAAAUUGAACAAAGUUACAACAAAGUAAAA
Stomoxys calcitrans (stable fly) is the source of this 856-nucleotide messenger RNA. Its product is annotated as seminal metalloprotease 1. Gene Ontology annotation, biological process: proteolysis. The transcript is spliced from 2 exons. The record is from RefSeq and is a predicted model, not a curated record. Gene Ontology annotation, molecular function: metalloendopeptidase activity; zinc ion binding. Bases 39 to 806 code for a protein of 255 amino acids. NCBI's taxonomy places the organism in Eukaryota, Metazoa, Arthropoda, Insecta, Diptera, Muscidae.